This is a messenger RNA of Chiloscyllium plagiosum (whitespotted bambooshark), 5177 nucleotides long. It is a transcript of the gene znrf1, whose product is annotated as zinc and ring finger 1. The record is from RefSeq and is a predicted model, not a curated record. NCBI's taxonomy places the organism in Eukaryota, Metazoa, Chordata, Chondrichthyes, Orectolobiformes, Hemiscylliidae. Gene Ontology annotation, molecular function: ubiquitin protein ligase activity. Gene Ontology annotation, cellular component: intracellular membrane-bounded organelle; membrane; cytoplasm. Gene Ontology annotation, biological process: proteasome-mediated ubiquitin-dependent protein catabolic process; protein K48-linked ubiquitination.
CCCCUCCCCUUUCCCUCAGACACCGCCCCCCCCCCCCCUCACCCUCCAGGGGAGGGUUGUUGAUGCUGCCCGGCCGCCCAUGGGAGGGAAGCAGAGCACGGCGGCCCGCUCCCGGACCGCUUUCCCCGGCGUCUCGAGCGACGACAGCGCCGUGCACGCCGCUCACUACGGCCAUUACCGGGCUCCCGCCGCCGGAGGUGGUGGUGGUGGCGGCGGAGGAGGAGGCCCCGCCAUGGGGCUCAGGACUCGCUCGGUCAGCAGCGUGGCCGCGAUGGAACCGGCUCACGCCUUCGGGCUGUACGGUGGAGGAGGGAGCCGGGCCGGAGGAGGCGGCGGCGGCAGGGCGGCCGAUGGUGUCGAGCACAGUAACGGUGGUGGUGGAGGAGGGCCUGACUCGGCCGGUAACGGUUACCAGGAGACGGGAGGUGGUGGAGGAGGAGGCCCGGGCCCCCGGGAGCUGCAGCUGUACCUGGGCUCGAGGGCGGCCUCGCUGUCCGACUCGCUGCCGCUUCACCUGGCGGCGCCACGCUGGUUCAACACACACAGCGGUUUCAAGUGCCCAAUUUGCUCAAAAUCUGUAGCUUCCGACGAGAUGGAGAUGCACUUUAUAAUGUGUCUCAGCAAGCCACGACUCUCCUACAACGACGAUGUGCUGAGUAAAGAUGCUGGAGAAUGUGUUAUCUGCUUGGAGGAACUUCUGCAAGGAGACACAAUAGCUCGACUUCCUUGUCUUUGUAUCUACCAUAAAAGCUGUAUAGAUUCAUGGUUUGAAGUGAACAGAUCAUGUCCAGAACACCCUUCGGAUUGACCUCUCCUGGCUUGCAGCUGCUUAUGGCCUUCUGUUAAAAGGGCACUCUGCUCACUUUGGAUAAACCCUUACAUGGAGGUUAAGAAUCUGAUACACUUGAACUGAAAUUCCAGCAACCAGUUCUGAACAAGAGAAACAAAAAGAACCAGAUGAAAUUUGGAUAAGAAGGAAGCCAUGAGUAGAUCACCAGCUGGUAGAUUGAUCACAUCAGCCCCAGAAUAACGGAAUGACUGAUUCUUUUUGAAAAGACUGUACAGAAAUAAAGGGGAAGAAAAGGACUUACCAAGCAGAGCAUGAUUGCUUUUUGGAUUUGAGAGUGCUGUGCAAAAGACUUGUCUCUGGGAUGUGACUUCAAGGUGGCAACCACUACAGGUUAUAAAAGCAAAGGAGAGUGGAAUUUCACAUGUGUUGACCAAGUUCUGAAAAUGCCAGAAUGUAAAGCAUUGAGUGUCCGUGGGCUUGUAGUUGUGUCCAUGAUGUGUUUACACAGUGUCCAGUGUAGCCAGCGUGUUCUUGCUGAUGUGUGUACAGACACGAGCACUCUCCUGGCUUUUUUCCAUCCCACUUUGUGACAGAUGUUGCCAAAAAUUAAAAUCCUCUAAUGAAAGGAUCUGUUCCUUGUCGACAAUUUUCAGCCAGAAGCGCUCUCUGCACUAACGUUUAAACCUGGAAUCCUGUCUUCUUGAGCUCCUCAGCUCUGUGCUACAAAAUGACACAGGCAUCCUAAAGAGAUGGUUCAAAUCUCUUUUUUGCCCUUCUCUCAAGGCCCUAGUGGAUUUUUUAUGGCUGCAGUUUCCUCUAGAGACUAGUGAAUCUGUCCUGCUGUUAAAGGUAUCAAUUUUACUUCAGCUUGUUAUGUAGCCUGAAUAUUCAGGCUGGUGUAUUUAUGACAGCUGGAGGAAGAUACUCCCUUUUGUUUGUCAAGGUGUUUUGAUAUGGUGUACCAUCACGAUGUUCAAUAAACUAUUGAAUGAGCAUUUACAUUAAUUUGUGCUAGAUAAACAGAAAUGGAGUUAAGAUUUCCCUUUUCUAAUUUUAUUUUCACAGAAAUCUCUUCACAAAUGAAAAGUUACAGCAUGAUGUAAAGUUUUUUUUACUACUUUGGUGACGUAGGCUUUUAGUAAGUCUCAGGAAAUGCAAUGACCUGCACGUGACCCAGAUGUGGGUAGUUUUCCACUUUCUUUAGGGACUGCAUUUACAAUGGAAGGUCAGUUUAUAGCAUAAAGGGCUUUGCAAUGUUAGCCCGAGAGCUAUGGACUGUUGCUGCCGUUCAGUAAUGUGUUUACAGUGACUGCAAGUUGGUAGAAGUAAUGUAAGCUAGGAUUGACAUGCUCUGCUCUAUCUGAUCAUCCAGGGCUCACAAGCAGAGCUAGUACACAGAUCCCUGCAAACAUUGGGAGAAACCCUGAGUUUGCUAGGCACAAGCAGUCUGGGUAUCAGGUAGUUAAUUCCCUGCCAUAGCAUUUACUGGUAAAUUCAAUAGUAAUUUUCGUUCCCCAAAACAAAAACUAGUGUUUUAUAGUUGAUGAACAGACAGAAAAGAAAGAGACCGGAGAUGCCAUUUUACAAGGAAUGGGAGGAUAUGACUGGAAAAUGAGUCAUUAGAAGGAAAAUGAGGACCACGCACACCAGCAUUUAUAGUACAAAUGGUGUUUGUGAGCAGAUUUCAGAAUCAAGACAAAUUGCACUAGUGGUCAACAAAAUAUAUUUGAAACCAUGCUGUUAGCAGUUUUGGGUACUACAAGUUACUGCAUGACGGGUAUCGAAUUUGAGUGUAAGAUAUAUUACUGCAGGAAAAUUGUGCUUUUCCCAGCAAUGUGAGUAGGCCUAGCACUUCUUGGAACUGUGUACAGUCAUUGUGAAAUUAAUGUUUCAAUGUGGUGGGUUAGGGGCUUUUCCCAUGUAUACAGAAACUGAAAUACGUAGCAGGAUUGUGUUGCUGCUGUUUUUAUUACGCGUUUUAUUCUAGCAUCACCUUUACAUUUCCCUUCUACUCUCGUAAUGGUUUCACUGUGUGCUCUGUUUCUUUAAAUGACUGAUCAAAAGAGGUCACAAUGGUGAGGUCCUUGUAAUCUGUGAUGGAUUUCAAACUUCAGGUACAGAGUGUCAGUGAAGCAAGAAUUUACUUUUUUUUAAACAAACUUUGUUUUAAAGGUGUUGCACGAUAUACAGCACAUUCAUAAUGACUUAAAGCAAUGCACUUUUUGUUUUCUGUGUACUUUUUUUUAGUUUCUUGGAUGCUCUUGCACUGCUUUAUUCUGAUACAGAUUCUCACCUAGGUGAUCUGUCCUAUUUUUCAAGGUGAACGUUGUAAAAAAAAAAAUCAAAGGUUAAGCUUAUUUAAUUUUGAAUGCCUCUGCUGUAAUUUGUACUUAUUCUAAUUUACCCUGUCCUAGUGCCUUGAGUUGAAACCAUUUUUGGUGCUCUCAUUGAGCUGACUAUUUUCCAGCCUGUUUCUUGGUAGCUUUGAUGAAUGAGGAAAUUAACAGUGCUUUUAAUGUGGUUUGUCCCCACUCUAUUUUCACCUCAAAUCUUUCAUAUCAAGUUAGUUAUUUCAAAGAAAAAGGACUUUCCCUUCCAGGUGUGUAUGAAGAUAAAAAUGGAGCUAAGCAUCUAAAUUUAAGUUAAAUUGACUCUCUCAAAUCCUUUUCUUCAUAAAACAGUGUCCACUUUCUACUCUGUAGUUGAACAGCUGACCUGUGGCAAACAUUUAACUGUUUUCUCUUCUCAGCAAUACAACUGUGGUUUGUGGCACAAUCCAGUGUGAACCUAGUUGCAGCUGUUUGCAGUAUUUGACUGCUUGUGUCAAACAUAGAUACCACCUACUGGAUCUGUAAUAGACAACCCAAAUCAGUAAAAAUCAUAAUUAUAAAAGCAGAUCUACAGUAUCAUCAAUAUUCUCACUUAAAACUUAAUGCAUUUUUUAAAAUGGGAAUGAAAAGAAAAUGUUUAAAAUACUCAUGCUUUAUCUGCAUCUGAGAACAUUUUAAUGUUAACGUUUUGUUAUGGAAAACCAAAGCCAAAACCCUAAUUAAGAAUUUGGGGAUUUUAGUGUAAUGAUUAAUUCUUUGGGCCAAAAAGGAAAUUAUCCCAAAACUGCAUGAUAUCACACUUUUGCCUGUUCUUUUUAAAAUUUUGUUUGACUAAAAUUGCUAUCAGACAGGGUAGUCACCAAGUGCUGUUUGGCAGGAUGUUGCUUAGCACCUGCUUUUUCUCAUGUGACUGACCUCAGUUAUUUUCAUUGGAGCAGGAAUUGAUCAUUUCCCCUCAGACAGGAAGUGACGUUUGGCAGGUGAGCCACUGCAGGCCACAUGGUCUCCCUCAGUUAAGCAGCUGCUUUAGUCAAGAAACCUGGGCACAGCUGACUUCUGUGAUUGGAGCAUGGCAUGAGAAGAAAGAAUAGCUAAAUUGGGAAAGGAGAAUCUCCACUUGAAUAAUUAAAAUGUACUAUUGCUGAAAUAAUUACCCAAAAAAAACUUACAAUACUGAUUCAUUUUCCCCAUAAUGACUUGCUUAUUGGUGUUGCAGAAGAAUUCUUUGACAUCUCAUCUGUUAGUUUAUGAGUAGUGAUGUUCUAAUGGUCGAUCUGUAGGGCAGUAUCCAUGUCAGUAUUUAUACUCAUGUUGACACAUUUUUAUUACCUUUCAGAUGUCAUUUCCUCUAGGUGAUUUUGCCAUAUGUCCACUGAGCGUACAAGACAAUGAUGUCAAGGAAUAAUCUCUGUUCAGUCCUGCUCUGUUUUAGCAUGACUUGUGUCCAUUGCCCUGAGUGUGAUUUUAAAAAGAUAUCAGUUAUUUUAAACUUUCCAUUCUGAUUCAUAGUUCUUUUUUAAAACAUUGAAUCACCUGGAAGAUAGAAAGAGUAGUAGAUGAUUCAGACCCUUGAACCUUUUCCUCUGUUCAGUUAGAUCAUGGUUAAUCUGCACCUCAACUCCACAUCCUUCAAUUUGUGUUGUGGUAGGAUUUCAGUCUCUCUUGGUCCUGGCAUCUCUGCUUUCAGAAAUACAAGCUGAGUUUACACAAUCAUAAUUUGACUCUAUAAACUUUUUGAUGUCAUUCUGGGGAAUUCGUGUUGCAACACCUGUAGGGCCAUUCAAUUAUUCGGGUGGAAUGGAAUGCCCAAACAGUGAAUCCAGUGUUUCAGGUGGGGUCUGACCAAGGCUGUAUACAGCUGAAAUGUAUUCUUCUGCUUUAUACUUCAACUCCUUUGAGAUAAGGGCAACUUUUUCAGUCCUUUUGAUUGAAUUUUGUUUCUAUCUAUUAACUUUUAAUGAUUUGAGUACUUGAUAAUAGUUGAAUUUGAAACAUAAGAAUUUGUUUCUUCGGCCCAAAGUGAAUGAUUCCAGACUUAUCCGCCAUUGGCCAUAUUU